This is a messenger RNA of Ilex paraguariensis (yerba mate), 357 nucleotides long. The record is from the annotation of a GenBank genome assembly. NCBI's taxonomy places the organism in Eukaryota, Viridiplantae, Streptophyta, Magnoliopsida, Aquifoliales, Aquifoliaceae.
AUGACCGCACAUGUUGGUGACUUUGGGUUAGCACGAUUUCUUCUUAAUGCUAGUAUUUGUAACUCUGCACAUCACAUAAGUAGUUCUAUUGGACCAAGAGGAUCCACUGGUUAUGUUACGCCAGAGUAUGGCAUGGGAAGUGCACCGUCGACACAUGGGGAUGUAUAUAGCUAUGACAUCGUAUUGUUGGAAAUGUUUCUUGGAAAGAGACUCACUGAUGAGAUAUUUAACGGUAAUUUGAACCUUCAUAACUAUGUGAGGACGAUUACUUUGCUUGAAACAGUGACGAGUGUCGCUGAUCCAAGACUUCUCCAGUCUGAAGAAGUGGGAGAGACGAGCAUAAACCAUUGGCGUUAG